Molecule: messenger RNA, 7799 nt
Organism: Porites lobata
Lineage: Eukaryota; Metazoa; Cnidaria; Anthozoa; Scleractinia; Poritidae
Source: the annotation of a GenBank genome assembly
AUGUUGCUAAGAACAAUUGUUCUACCACGUCCAUCAUGUUCCCAGAUGAUAUCAAUCCUCAUGUUGUUAGUCCUUAUGUCUUGCAGGUGUGAAACUGCGACAAAUGAAUGUCUUUCUUCCCCUUGUCUCAACAAUGGCACUUGUAUUGACCGAUUCAAUAACUUCACCUGCAACUGUACGGCAGGAUUUACAGGACAUCGCUGUGAUGUCGACAUCGAUGACUGCGUGAUUAAUCCCUGCCAAAACAAUGCUACAUGUGUUGAUGGUAUCAAUCAUCGAACUUGUUACUGCCCCGCCGAGUUUUAUGGCGACGACUGCGGCAAAGUGCGAGAUGCAUGUCAUCCUAAUCCCUGUGACAACAACGCGAACUGCUCUUUCGCCGGGAACUCGUACUUCUGUAGCUGUGUGUUAGGAUUUGAGGGUAGAAACUGUUCAGUGAACAUCGACGACUGCAAAAAUGACUCCUGUGUUGCAAACACCACGUGCAUCGAUGGUGUUAAUAACUUUACUUGCCAGUGUCCAGCCGGGUUCCAUGGAGAGUUCUGUGAUUUGGAAAUCAAAGAGUGCGACUCGAAUCCUUGCAAGAACAACGGAACAUGUGUUGAAGGGAUUGAUGGCUAUAACUGCUCUUGUGCACUAGGAUUUAAUGGCACAAAUUGUGAGAACAAUAUCGACGACUGUCCGUCACAUAACUGUAACAACGGAACUUGUAUUGAUGGUAUUGACUCAUUCACGUGCAGUUGUACUUCAGGUUUCACUGGAGAAUUUUGUGACUCUGACAUAAAUAAAUGUAAUGGUAAGGGUACUUCAUAGUUAAAAACUUUUUACUUAAUUAAUAGGGGUUAUUUAGGCAACUUCAUGUGCCUUCAAAGUGCCCCCUUUUCUCCCUUGAGGACGACUUAACCUCUCAAGCCUCAUUACCUUACAAAUUCGCUAGACUGAUCUACAUUCAUUUCCUUUAAGAAUUAGUUCAGCGAAUUUGUUAAAAGUUCAAAGCGUUUUCCCAUAAUUCUCAUAAUCUUUUCUCUUGAUGAUGUAUGGAUUCUGUUAGGAUAAAAUUGCUGAAAGGGUUAAGGAGGCACCCUUAAGGCCUUCGAUAGUUGCUGUUAUUAGAAAUACGUACAUGCUAUCCUAGUUCGUAGCUUGAUCCUAGUUUCUUGUAAGCGACAGAUUUGUCUCCUGACAUCUGAACAUUUGAGUUUUGCAGCACGUUUGAGUCAUAUCGUGUGUUUGUACGUUUUAUUAUCAGGUAAUCCUUGCAAUUGUGGUACGUGUGUUAGUGUCCCUGGUUCAUACCGAUGCAAUUGUGAUCAAUGGACAACAGGUGUACACUGUGAGGUUGAUAUUGAUGAAUGUAAAAACCAGAGCCUCUGUAGCAAGCAAUUAAGGCAAGGUGUCUGCACCAACUACAACGCAGUGACGGAUCACCAGUGUAACGAUCCUCUGCGGAAAGGAUACGAGUGUUUUUGCAGAAAUGGGUUCCAAGGUAAAUUUAGCCUGCGUUACAGGAGGUAGAGGGAAAAGAUUCGUACUCGCUUAAGGCGCGAGAUGUGUGGAUGGGGUGCCGAUCUCGCCGCCAAAGAGUGCCCGAAUUCUUCUCUCCCCCCUCCACCCUGAAUAGUGCCUGUCAGGAAAGCGACCCGUAAUGAAGUGUAAGAAAAACCCCUUACGAUAAUGGCGUAGAUUAGGCGCUUUUCAUUUGCAGUAUCGGUUUCUUUCCGUUAUGAUAUUAUUUAUUUAAUUAAUAAACAGUUUGGCAAUUUGUACUACAACGUGCCGACCCCUAGUCUAUACUGUCGCGAGAAUCUCGUUAUUUCCCAAGGCGAUACUGUGAUUUUCGCAGAGAACAAUUCGAUGUCAUCGUGUCCUCGAUGUUUGUGAGGAUGUGCGUUGUUUGGGAAAAAUUCCAGUUCUAUAAGAGUAAUGCUUUUCUCUAUUCCAGGUCAUAACUGCGAAUUAAAUACCGAUGACUGCUUAAGUUCGCCUUGUAAAAAUGGCGCGACUUGCACCGAUGAGGUUUUUUCCUACACUUGUACAUGUGCAUCUGGUUGGACAGGAAAAAAUUGCGACACUGACAUAAAUGAGUGUGACCUACAUGUCUGCCAAAAUAACGCAACUUGUCUAAACUUAGAUGGAACAUACAACUGCACAUGUAAGCCUGGAUUUUCAGACUUCAAUUGUUCCACUGAAAUCAACGAAUGUGCAUCAAGCCCUUGUGUUAAUGGAAACUGUACAGAUCUGGUAAAUGGCUUCAACUGUACCUGUUUUCCUGGAUAUACAGGUAACCUGUUGAAACUCAAAUAGUUAUGGACUACAUUAAAGGGGCCAUGUCAUGCUCCUAUUUGAGUUUUUUCAAAAGGGCUGAAACUUGUCUUUGCAUCAAUUGAAUUCCAAAAAUAAUGGUCCAGUUUUGUUAUUAAACAGGGUUCACACAAUCUUGAAAUGUCCUUGAAAUUUAGGGGAAGUCCUUGAAAAGUCCUUGAAUUCCAUUUUUCCUUGAAAAGUCCUUAAAUUUCUUUGCAAGUCCUGUGAAUUUAGUGGCAUGGAAAGUGUUUUUUGUUGUUUUUUAUUGUCCAACUCAGAAUAUGAAUCAUGACUCAGAGCAUUUAAAGUUAUUUACACAAAGUGCUCAAUGUUUUGUGCAAUAAUUAACUAUCAAUUUAAGACUGACAAGUGAACUGAAAAAUUUAGAGAAGUUGUUGAAGCAAACAGAUCAAGCCUUAGAGCCUUAUAAGAAUAGACUGGAAAUGUGCAUUUUUGUACCAUAUGUGAAAUUAUAUUCCUAGUAGGUGGUCCUUGAAAAGUCCUUGAAAAAUAGUUGGGUUUUUUUGUAUGAACCCUGUUAAAGAAUUUAUUUAGGCAUUGAAACUGUUUUCUGUUUUCUGUCGUCUGUUUCAACGGAUGGCAAGGAUGGACAUGAAUUGAAACUGAUUAGUGCACCCUGAUGAAAUUUCUUCAUAACUCUACUGGAGAAGUUUGUGUAUGGGUGAAGGUAAUAAUAAUGACUUCAGUACAGACUCGCUACUUGUCGAGUUCGCUACGUUCGAGUUCGCUAUACUACCUGUUCGCUAUGUAUUACUUCUUUCUGUAAACCAUUUAAAAUAUUUCCUUAAUCCCACUAGAAAAAAAAAUAUUUUAAUAUAUUUCUUGUUCUUUUACGCUUCCCCUUCCAAAGGUGCAAGUUUUGGACUUUGCUAAUUGGCAGCGAGCCCAGUAUGUUGGUAGCGAACUCGAACGCAGCGAAUUUGAGAGGUAGCGAAACCGGUGUAAAGCCCCUCGUAACUACCCCGUUACCCUAUGAUUUAUGUCUACUAGCAGUGUAUCGUAAAUAUGACAACAUUAUCAUGAUUUCUUCCCUAACAGUCGGCGCAAGAAAUAGUUUUUUGUAAUCUGUAGCUACUGACCGAAAUAUGACCAAUAUAAGGCCUGGUUCUGAUUGAACUACGGUUGUUGCCUGCACAACAACGCGAUAUUUUGAAGACAGUGUUUAAACCCAAACGGUGGCCAAGAUUUUUGUCACUGUACUUCAUAUAUUUUUCUUCCCUGGGGCAUGCUAUCGGUUUGAUGGGUGGGGCCGGAAAGCCGGGGCUUCGCGCAAGCAUGAAAUCAUUAAUUUCAAUACAUUAGUCAGGGCAAUCGAUUCUGAAAUGUUUUGUUUCAAUUGAAGUAUUUCAAUCUUUUUCGUCCCACAGGAAAAAAUUGCUCCGAGGAUAUCGACGAGUGUGAGUCUAGUCCUUGUAUAAACAACGGAACAUGCAGAGAUUUAAUAGCUGAUUUUAACUGUACUUGCCCUAGAAACUACACUGGUAAAAGGUGUGAGACCAAGCUCACAUCCUGCGUUCCUAAUCCUUGUUUUAAUAACGGCUCAUGCACGCAACACCCAGAAAACAACAACUACACGUGUGAAUGCUCUCCGGGGUUUGGAGGUGCGCUAUGCGAGAACGUGACCACCAUUGGAUUAAGCGGCUCGUCAUUCAUGUUUUUCCAGCUUGACAGAAACGCCUUCGAGCUUUCGUUUCAGUUUCGGACCACUCUAAGCUAUGGCCUGCUUGCGGCUGAUUCAAAAAGUACUUUUCUUGUGUUUCUCGAAACAGGAAAUGUUACUAUCGUGUACAAUAAGGCUACUAAGCUUUCUGUCGGCAAGACAGCCAGCCUCAGCGAUGGCCACUGGCACACAAUUCAUAUCAACAUAUCUUCAAGCUCUGUGAGCGUGACAGUUGAUAACUCUUCUUGCGGUCAACACUGCGUUGCUUCAUCUUCUCUGCAAACUCAAGUGAGCUUAACAGAUCUUUACGUUGGUGGAUCUCCAGUUGGUCCAAGUUAUGAUCAUAAUACGCUGUAUAAUUUUACUGGCUGCAUCCAGGACGUAACCAUAGACAGGAACACUGUGAUUGCCACAGGCUCACAAGUGUCUUUAGUCAAUACCAGUAUUGGAUGUCUCCGCCGUGAAGUUUGUGCUUCGAACCCCUGUACGCAUGGCAAGUGUGUAGAUAAAUGGAUCAAGUAUAGCUGUGAAUGUGAGCGCCGCUGGAUUGGCCCACAAUGCAAUGCAAGUGAGUAAUAACCAAAACUAAAAGGAUAAGGCUGUUAAAUGUUUUGUUUAAAAUGAGGUGCAAAAACUGUUCCCAUCUGAGACAACAAGCAGGACCAAUACAAGAUAUCAUGUGACAGUAAAAUGUCAGUUUAAACGAGACAAUGCGUGUAAUUACCUGGGUGAUCAUAGUGCAUCAAGUGAUGUUGUAGUUAUUGGUGAUCGAUUGCCAGAGCAAUCAGGCACAUUGUGAUUGAAUGACACUAAUCAACGGGUUUUACAUCUGUACUUCUUAAGUUUGAAUUUCGAGUGAUUGUAGAUUAAGUAACAAUAAGUGUUGUAAUUAAACGAAAAAAUAAGUCACCAGCAAGAAAAGUUAGUCAGUCAAAAUGGCAAAAAAUUGGUUUCCGCAAGAUGCGUUUUUAGUGAUCUGGACAAAAAAUUGCGUUUCCGCAGUUCUCCUUUUUAUCCUUUGCACGAAGAAUAUGAUUUGGUAACGCCCAUGUUCUCUUCAUUUCAGCUUUGAUUCCAGGUUCGUUUGGUGCAACCGAACUGCCGAUACCGGUAACUACUCUCGACAGACGGCGUCGGGAUAUUCAGAGCAUGCAGAGUGCGAGCUUUGCUAAAUUUCUUACCAACCGUACAAGUUUUGGCGCUUCUGGAGAAUUAUCAUUCUUCAUCCGAACUCGAGAACAUAACGGUCUCGUGGUAUUUAUGACAGACAGUGGCGACAACCAUAUUGCUGUUGUUGUUCAUGAAGGAUUCUUGACUAUUCAAGUGAAGUUAGACGGGGUAAAUUCAAAUGUGACGCUCUAUGAAAGCAUAAAUGACGGAGAAUGGCAUUUCGCGGAAAUGCAAGGCAACAUGUUGCGCCUUGAUAACCACACACAGGAAGUUGUUCUAACUGGAGGGAGAAGUAUUAACUUAACUUUCACCUUCAUUGGAGGAUUGGAUGACUAUAAUCGGUUCCCUGAUGCCUUUCUUAUAAGAAACCCAUUUCGGGGCUGUUUGCAGGACAUUCGACUCAACAAUCAAUUGGUUGAUUUCGGCUUUACGUCUCCCUCGUUGAUUUCCAUGGAUCAGUAUCAGUUACUAUCUAGUAGUCAUCUGGGUGAAGGGUGUAAAGGGAUGAACGUCUGUCGUUCCGCUCCGUGUGGUGUUGGAGGAUACUGUAAAGAUUUAUGGAACAAAUAUCAGUGUGACUGCAAACCACGCUAUGGUGGGACGGACUGUGCAUUGUAUGGUUGUGCCCUGGUCAACCUGUGUCCUGCCAAUACAACUUGCAGAGAUGUCGGUGAAAAUUACGAGUGUAAGUGGUCAACUAUUUUAUAUAUUUAUUCUUUUAUUCUAGAAGUUUUUUGGCAUAAAUUUUGUGCCAACAAUAUCACCCCUGAAGGGUCCAAUUUUCUGUAACAAAAGACUCAGUAUCACCAGCCACGUCUUUUGGAUUGAUAUCCCUUCAGGAUCUUAAUUUUCCAGCUAAAUACUAUUUUCGGCCGCUAUCACUUUCGGACUCUUAAAUUGCGCAAGUAGGUUGGAGCAACGAAAAUUGAUCCGAGCGUUUAAACGGUGUCAAUUCAAUCCAAUAUUUUCCAAUAUCUGUGUACGUAGACAAAGUUGUUGAUAAGAGCAAUUUUAGACGAAAGCCCAAACUAUGUUGCAACGCUCUUCCAACGAGCUUUCAAUGUUAUUUCAAUGUUUCUUACCAAUAUUGAAAGACUUGGUCACGCGGUGCCAAGUCAUUAUUGCUAAGUGUUGAAGCAUUGCUGGAACCCACGCACGCUCUCAUCAAUGCCAGAAAUGGUAUUGAAGCGAAAGGGUGCUUGUCAUCAACGUAUCUGCAAAGGCUCCUAUGUGCUUUUUACACGGUUAGGUUUGACUUCAUAACUAGCUUGGCUUUGCCAUUCGACCCUCUGAUCAGAGACAGUGGGGAAUUCUGUGUGUAUGGGACUCAGGGUAGAGAGAAUUUAGAAUUUUUUCUUGUCUAUUUGAUAGGUGUCCAUCCUGUGGCAUUAAAUGGCAGUUCAAGCAGUACAGUGUUCAUAUUCACUUCAAACGUUAAUGUCAGCUUUAAUGUGUCCCUGAGAGUGCGGACAAGACAGCCAUCAACUAGUUUGAUUGACAUGAAUCAAGACCGGAAUACUUUCUUUAAAAUAGAGGUCGCGAACGGGCGAGUAAGAACCCAUUACCUUUUAGAAGGAGAAAGUGGUUUAAUAUUGUCAGGUAAGAGUCAAUACAGUUCGGCACAAAAUUCGGGGAAAUCUGUGUAUGUACCGAGGAUGUUCUACCCUUAAAUAUAGGUCAUACUGCUGUGAACCUAUACUAUUUAUCAGUGCAUGCUGCAACGUAUCGCCUUGUGUAUUUUAAACUGUUUAAAGUUCUCAGAUAGAAACAUGUUCACGAUACAUUUCAAUGUUAUAAUCUGGUAAACUAAUACCUAACGACGAAACGCAUGACCUAAUGAAUAUUUGGCUGGGUACCCUGACUCCAGAGGUCCGUUCUCGAAAUACCUAGGAUGAAGUAAACCGUACUUACGGUUUGAGAAAGAGCGAGGCGCUUCGCCGCGAACUAUCAGGAAUUAUAUAUAUAGGUAAAAAAAAUAAUAACCUCUAGAAAGCAGGGUAAUGGUUGGGAGGGAAUUUAUUAAAACUACGGAACACAGCCAGGACCCACCUAUCUACAGAAAGGCUUGUGGUGUCUCAGCGUACCCUAUUAUAUUGGGACACCGUCAACUUUUCAGGAACUUCCGUCAACUUAAAACCUUAAAUUUUGGUUUGUGUUUGUAUUUUCAGAUGUUGUUGUUAAUGACGGCCGAUGGCAUGAAGUCGUCUUCAUCGUCACCAAUAAUCAAAGUCAUGUUACUGUAGACGGUAGCGAGACUUAUAACUCAUCCAGACUUCAUAGUAGGGAAAUAACCGGCUUAUUACAACGCGCUUCAGUUUUGGCUGGCAACUCGGUGUUUAAAGGUUGCUUAGAUAAUGUUCGCAUCGGAGGUCUUUUGCUCCCGUUUGUUGAUUACUAUAACGGUACAUUGAAUGUAAGUCAUGUGACACCAUUGAAACCUCACUUUAACGCCACCAUCCGCGGAAUACAGCUUGGUUGCCAUGGUGAUGAUGUCUGCGCCGUGAGUCCUUGUGUGCGCGGUGUAUGCGGUGACGUCUGGAACCAGUUCACGUGUGCGUGUCCCGAGGGAUGGGCGGGAAAUGUUUGUAACCUGACCGCUAACAUGACUUGCGCACACUCACCUUGCGUGAAUGGCACGUGUUAU